UUUGUUACACAAUACAUAAAUUGAACUUGUUUCAUGCAGUUUCUUUGUUUAGGAUGUUUCGCUCUGCUUUUUGGCAGCUUCUCUGCUUGGUUUGGCCUUUAUUAAGUGCAGGCCUAGUUCACGAAUGCAAUUUCGAUGGGACAGGACUGGUCAAACGAAAUCUAUCCUCCUCCUCGUCAUCGAUUCUUCUUUCUCAGCAGCUUCCUGCUUCGAGAGCCAGCUCUCAUUCGUGCAUUGUAACAGCAGCCCACAGUGACAGUUUUCUGCGAGUCAAGGCGAACGCCCUCGGUGAAAUAUCUGGUAAGUCUCUAUUUUUCUCAAUAAAGGCGAUAGUUAUGAUGUUUGAAAUUAACCUUUGUGUCACGAGAAUCAAAGAUUUUCAGAACGCGGAAAGAAUCACAAGCGAGCGCAACUGCUUGCGGUUCCGCGCGAGUUAAGGCGCAUUUUUACACUUGAGUGAAAACGCUUGCUAAUCAGGCGACACCUUUGCUUUGCUCUGUUUAGUAUAGCCUUUGUAUACCUUAUAUUGUAUCGGCUUAAUCACUGUUUCCUUGCAUGGUUGAUUGGAAAGUUAACGUUCGGAUAAUGUACUGAUUUAUUCACAUCUAUUUAUAACCCCGGGCAUGAUAAACUUGUUGAUACCAACGUUGCCACCACCACUCAUAUUCUGUUUGAUUUGAUUACCAUUAUCUAUUGAUUUUAAGUAUGGCGUCUUUAAAGAGAGACGUCUGGAUGAUUUUUGUGCUGAGUGAUCCGGAAAACUUUCGCUUUCACUGUCAGUGUUAAAGUACAGUGUGACACGCGACAAUUCCGGGUUCGCGUGACAUGAGUUUGCUUCAGUGACCUCGCAGCCGUUUUCGUCUCGUCCCGCAACACUCCUCCUUUUUAAUGGGGAAACGGCUGCGAGGGAGACUAGAGUCAACCAUGAACCACUAGCCAACCUCGAGUCACGCCUGUGUUAAUUUUUGAGUUUCAUGGCCACAGAAAAGCAAUAAUUAACAGUUAGUAGAAAUUGUUUGACCUGAGUACGAAUAUGUAGUAUGAUAGGGGGAUGAUAGGUAAUCAGAAUACAGGUUUCGUAACGAAAGAAAAGCGUUCUCUAGGUAACAACUUGGUUAGACAUUUUCGUACCCAGUCUCUCUGUAUCCGCUCAGCCUGACUUAGAUAACCCCUCCCGCAGCAGCUGCUCUUUACAAACCUCGAUCAUUAACUUUCCUUAAGAAUUCCGACGCCAACUGAGGAACAGUUUCCAUUUCAACAAUUGUUAUGGAUUUACAGGAAAGUACUUGUAGCAUUUUGCACUCUAGCACUCUAGACGUAUGAAGCCAAGUGCGUAAUAUUUGUUACAAAAUUAACCUCUGUCUUCUCCACAGGCUUUGCGCUUUCCCAAGGCUCAGUGGGGAACGGCGAGAAACUACACGCGAGAACUGGAGACAAGCGAGAAGCGCGAGAGGGGGAUGAUGGGAACGAGUGUAGAGCGCGUGCGGGGAGUGAUUCCCUUUGUCCCCGCUUCACUUAAUAAUUAACUCAAAUGUCCCCCAAAAAGUGAUCGCGAGCAACUGGGUACGAGGCAGACGAAACCUUUCCCGAGGAACGACGCCUCGAUAGAAUUGCUUUUCUGUGGCCAUGAAUCUCAGAAAUGGGGAAAUAUUAGGGCUUUAAUGGAGGCUGACUUGUGUUUGGCUCUUGGCUGGUGUUUCACUCGGACUCGCGUUUGGUUCGUGAAACGACAAAAAAUAUAUGCUAAUCGAAUAAAUUUCGGACAUCUCAAAGAAAUAACUACCUCGCGAGAAGUGUCUAUCUGGCUAUGCUGUUUUUGUUUUUUUUUUUUUGCUUUUUCUCGUCGUGCGGAUUUAUUUAUUUAUGAUUUUUUGGUUAAUUAUUAAUUAGUUUAAUUAUUUUGUUAAAAACAGGAUCCCUUCAUGUGUCCGUGUUUGGAGCAACAGAUUCCUCUUUAGGUCAUCUGUAUGUACCUGUAAACGGAUCUGGAAGCACAUUGACUGCCUGUCCACAGAAAUCCAGCCGUAAGUAUCUCGUUCUUUUCACGGGAACACCAAACCUGAAAUAUUCAGCCGAAAUAUCUGACCGCGUGAGGACGAUAACAUUGAACCAAGUGGAGACUUUCGAAGCCAAGGGAACGUCAACGGUGUUCCAGUUUCAGCCAACACCCGGAAUUUCCAAACGACAACUCGAUGUUACUGUAGAGUCGAACACCGAUACCUCGGCUUACCUAAAAGUGUCUCACAACUGUGAAAGCGUAGUAAAUAACAUAAGGCAUCUGGAUUACGACAAAACAUCAAUACGGCUCACAUUUGCCAAAAAGGGGCGAAUCACUUUAUCAAAAGCAUCAAGUCCUCGGCUUGAAGACUCGGGAGACAUGUGGUUUAUUGGAGUCGCUCUUAAGCGCAACGAUACAUCUAAACUGAAGAAUGUAACAUUAACACUAAAAAGCUCCUUCGACUAUGAUUAUGGUAAGCCAUUUUAUUUCCUGAUAAGUUUAUCUCUCUUCGGGGGAAUCUUCGUCUCCCUGUGGGCGUUGUUGUGUUUUCGAGAUCCCUAUAUUCUUGUACAAGAGGAUAGUCCUGUCGAAAGCGGCUCAAGUUAUUCGUCGACCUCCAUUGCAUCGUCGACCUUUAAAGACAAUCUAAGAAGCCUGUUUUCUAGUUGUUGGAAAAGAAACGGAAGAGCCGCCGAUGAAUUAACACCACUGAUACGUGGAACUAGCUACAGACACCCACUCAAAUGGAGAGAACUAUUCGUUGCUAUGAAGGAAGUUUUGUUUGGACACUGGUUCGUCCGCGGUCCCAAAACCUUUUCCUACAUCACCUGCAUCGUUGGAUUCGUUCUCAUGGUGGGGGCUUUCCAAUUUGUCUUUGAAGACUGGAGAUCGAUGAUUGAGGAUGGCAACCGCGAUAUGUGUUUUUACAAUGACUUUUGCUAUAGAGUCAGUGGCUAUGACAUUCCAUUUAACCUGAUGAUUAGUAAUCUUGCGUACAUGAUCCACGGCUUAAUUUUAGCGUGGUCUGUGUGGGUAAUGGAAGCCGAGUUAUUAGCCUGGUGUAAAAGACACGCGUCUAACGCGAAAACACGAACACGAUUACCGGAAGGCCAAGUUGAACUCCCCAACCACUGUUUGAAAUGUCCGUACAUCGAGGUUCAUCUGGCAAAAAUGUCCGUCCCUCAUUGUCGAACCAGCCCUGAUGAAGCCACCUUGCUGCACGCGAAAGCCCACAAAAGAAAAUUCAAUUUUUCUCUCGGUUAUUCCUUUGCGUGGGCACUAAUAUUUGAAGGUUGCUUUUCAACGCUGUAUCAUUUUUGCCCUACAAGGUUGACUUUUCAGUUCGAUACAGCUUUUAUGUUUGUCAUCGCGGGUUUAAUUGUCCUGUCAUUGUACAAUGGCCUUAGCUUUAAGGCGUGUACAGCUGAUGGGGAGAUGAAAAUGCCUGUCGAGGCAACUAGUUAUUUUCUUUAUUUUAUAGUUCCUUUAUAUGUGUUUAAUUAUUUAGGGUCACUCUAUUACGAAGACAGUCUAAGCUCGGCCAUGGAAAUUUUGUUCAUAAUUUUUCUGGUGAUAUAUUUACUCCUUAUCUUUUUGUGGGCGGCCAGAAAGCUGUUUUGCGACGUAUCGAGCUUGAGCGACUUGAGAAAGUGCGAUGCUUUAACCAAGGCUGCCUUUUUCAUCCUAGUCUUUGUACUAGUUGCUAUCGCUCUUCCCCUAGAGUUCAAAAAAAAUAUCCCUGAAAUCUUUUUGUUUAGCUGUAUCAUAACAUCAUUGCUUGCCAUUUUUGGCCAAGUGGGGGUUAAAUUCUGGAAAAGCGAUAAAACCCAUUGGAGCAUGCAGAAAAUAGCCUAUCUUGUUUUCCAAGGAUUGUAUGUGCUAGUCACGCUAGGGGUUAUGGGAACUGCAGUCUGGAUUUUCAGCGCUAAGGCGACGAGUGAUAAGACAGAGUCUCCUCAAUUAUCACGUGAUCUGAACCACGACUGCGUGGUUGUGGGGUUUUUUGACUAUCACGAUUUGUGGCACAUUCUCUCCUCGUUUGCUCUUCUCAUGGGAGCUUAUUUGGUGUUGUACAUUAGUGAAUAACGCCUCUAUAAGAGCAGGCCCAUGGCAAGCACAAGAGAUAAAUAUUUGGCCCUCGCAAUCAAGUGCAUGGAACGCGAAUUAUUUUUCACCUCCUGGUAGCACGCUCAGGUUUAAACUGUGCGAAGAAACACUAGUUACUAACACAGAAAUUUAUCUAUGAACUAGCAACCUCAUAAAAAAGCUAGCAUCCUGGUAGAUGCAAAAGUCUUCCCGGGAGAUUUAUACUGUUUGCUAUCCGCUCUGUUAAACUUCCGUUGAGUUCUUAUCCCAAGGAGCAAUUUGGCAAAACAGCGUGGUUAAAGAAAAGGAACUGGACGAUUUUUAAGAUGCAACGGUAAAAGCUUGGUUAAAGCAGACCAGACGAAAUGAAACGAAGAAGCGUGAUUUUUAGUACUCAAGAAUAUUUAACUAACGUUCUGUUUUCUUUUCUCAUUUAUACUACUGAACAAACUUACAAACCAGUAGUUGCCGUAUGAUUUUCGUGUGAAACAAAUUCUAAAAGAAUGAACAUGUUUUUUCAAAACGCUUU
This is a messenger RNA of Porites lobata, 4613 nucleotides long. The record is from the annotation of a GenBank genome assembly. Lineage: Eukaryota; Metazoa; Cnidaria; Anthozoa; Scleractinia; Poritidae.